Balearica regulorum gibbericeps (East African grey crowned-crane) is the source of this 1386-nucleotide messenger RNA. The record is from RefSeq and is a predicted model, not a curated record. Lineage: Eukaryota; Metazoa; Chordata; Aves; Gruiformes; Gruidae.
AUGGUAACAUCCCUAAGUGAAGAUAAUGAAAGUGUAACUGUUGAAUGGAUUGAAAAUGGAGAUACUAAAGGCAAAGAGAUUGACUUGGAGAGCAUAUUUUCACUUAACCCAGAUCUUGCACCUGAUGAAGAUAUUGAACCUAGUCCAGAGACACCACCACCACCUGCUCAAUUAGCCAAAGUAAACAAAAUCGUGAAGACAAGACGAACUGUGGGACCUACUAAGAAUGACACCCCUGCCAGAGAUAACAGAGUGGUUGGUUCUGCACGUGCGCGACCUACUCAGCUUCCCGAGCAGACUUCCUCCUCUCAACAGAAUGGUAGUGUUUCAGAUAUAUCUCCAGUUCAAGCUGCAAAAAAGGAAUUUGGACCCCCUUCACGUAGAAAAUCUAAUUGUGUAAAAGAGGUUGAAAAAUUGCAAGAGAAACGUGAAAAAAGAAGGUUACAGCAGCAGGAACUUAGAGAAAAAAGAGCUCAGGAUGUUGAUGCUACAAACCCAAAUUAUGAAAUUAUGUGUAUGAUAAGAGAUUUCAGGGCAAGUUUGGAUUAUAGACCACUGACAACUGCAGAUCCUAUUGAUGAACACAGGAUAUGUGUUUGUGUCCGAAAACGUCCACUCAAUAAAAAAGAAACUUUAAUGAAAGACCUUGAUGUAAUAACAAUUCCUAGUAAAGAUGUUGUGAUGGUACAUGAACCAAAACAAAAAGUGGAUUUAACAAGGUACCUAGAAAACCAAACUUUUCGUUUUGAUUAUGCCUUUGAUGACACGGCUUCUAAUGAAAUGGUUUACAGGUUUACGGCUCGACCAUUAGUAGAGACCAUAUUUGAAAGGGGAAUGGCCACUUGUUUUGCAUAUGGGCAGACAGGUAGUGGAAAGACCCAUACUAUGGGUGGUGACUUUUCAGGAAAGAACCAAGAUUGUUCUAAUGGAAUAUAUGCACUUGCAGCUCGAGAUGUCUUUUUAAUGCUAAAGAAACCAAACUAUAAGAAGUUAGAGCUUCAAGUAUAUUCAACAUAUUUUGAGAUCUACAGUGGUAAGGUUUUUGACUUGUUGAACAGGAAGACAAAAUUAAGAGUGUUAGAAGAUGGUAAACAGCAAGUCCAAGUGGUGGGAUUACAUGAACGGGAAGUGAAAUGUGUUGAAGAUGUUCUUAAGCUUAUUGAAAUAGGCAACAGCUGCAGGACAUCUGGCCAAACAUCUGCAAAUGCACACUCAUCUCGAAGCCAUGCAGUGUUUCAGAUUAUUCUCAGAAGGAAAGGGAAAUUGCAUGGUAAAUUUUCUCUGAUUGAUUUGGCUGGCAAUGAAAGAGGAGCAGAUACUUCCAGUGCAGACAGGCAGACACGACUGGAAGGUGCGGAAAUUAACAAGAGCCUUUUAGCACUCAAG